Molecule: messenger RNA, 1038 nt
Organism: Haliotis rufescens (red abalone)
Lineage: Eukaryota; Metazoa; Mollusca; Gastropoda; Lepetellida; Haliotidae
Product: neuropilin and tolloid-like protein 1
Exons: 5
Coding region: 95-859 (254 amino acids)
Molecular function (GO): protein binding
Source: RefSeq, a predicted model, not a curated record
AGACGGUUUCAUCUCAUGUUGAAAUCGACCGAACAAAGGGCGUUCUUCGCCAUAAAUAGCCUGAUUUCGGAUAUCAUUCGCAGUACAGUUCAACAUGGCGUCCCUCAACCAAUGUGUCUUUUUUUUGUCUCUUUGUUUAAUCUGCGUUAACGGAUACUAUCCUAACACGUAUUAUAUGGACCAGAAAUGCUCGAGAACUAUCUCGUUCUCGAAGGACAUGCGUCUCAAGCUGACCCUCUUUUCAAGCACUAAUCUGCAACGUGGCAUGUCGUGUUCCACGACCAUCCAGACCAACACCAUAGGGGAUAAACUGUUGGUGAACAUCAGAUCUCUCAACACGCGCUCAAGCAUCGGCUGCACCAAGAACAGCCUCAAGAUAUAUGACGGCAGUACAAUAAUAAAUGGACCAAAUGGAGACUGUGGAUAUGCGCCAUUAUCAGACUAUGUCUCAAGUGGAAAUACACUGACGUUUACGUUCACGACGGAUAACAGUUUCCAAACUGGUCAGUUCGACGUCCUUGUGACGUCAUUUGGAUCAGCAAGUGCCGGUACGUGCUCAGGUAACCGCUUCGUGUGUGACAACUUCCGCUGUGUCAGCAACACCCUCACGUGUAACGGCUUCGACGACUGCGGAGAUAACUCGGAUGAGAUCGAUGGCUGCAGUUCGAUCACCUGGAACACUGGCUCCAUCGCGGGCAUUGCUGUAGGAGCAAUAGUGUUUAUAGUGAUCGUUGUGGUCCUUUCGUUCGUCGGCAGGGUAUACAGGAGGAGACGAUGUCUUGCUGAGACUCACUGUCACGCCGCCCCACCACCAUGUGCUCCAGCAAGCUACCCUAAAUCUAUGACGUAUGGAUAUUGAUACGGAGGGUAUUGUCGGAUUGUUCAAGUGUUCAUUUUGGUGUUCAUGGAUUCUUGACCAAGGACUAAGAUUUCAACCAUAGCCAGUUCCGCAAAGAAACUUUUAGAAUCUACCUCUGCAAAGAUCAGUGCGUGUGGAAUUUCAUACAUAAUGUUUUUAAUAAAUAUUGGUCUCAUAAA